Eleginops maclovinus (Patagonian blennie) is the source of this 765-nucleotide messenger RNA. RefSeq names its product chromosome 7 C2orf76 homolog (gene c7h2orf76). NCBI's taxonomy places the organism in Eukaryota, Metazoa, Chordata, Actinopteri, Perciformes, Eleginopidae. The transcript has 5 exons. The coding region runs from base 182 to 559 and encodes 125 amino acids. The record is from RefSeq and is a predicted model, not a curated record.
UGGGUCUCGACUGAUCUGGUCUUAAGCGGAAGCUUCCCCAAAACACGGAAGCUACCCCAAACACUUGCUGAACUCAUGUAUAAUAAGAACGCUCAACUGAGCCUGAGCAGACUGUCACACGCUGAACUAACAAACAGCUCAGAGGAACCUCUCCACACAGCGUUAAGUCCGACCACCGGACAUGUCCGCCGGAGCUGUGAUCACCGUCCGGUUGGUCAGGUCCUUCGAACACAGGAACUUCAAACCGGUGGUGUUCCACUCGGUCAACCUGGAGAAUACGGUGCAGGACUUCAUAGAGCUCGUGAGACACGACAUAGCAACAAGGCCGGGGCUUCCUCCACCGUUUAGGAAAUACGCUUAUGAUACGAUGAAGAUUAUCCACCAAGCACAUGGAGCCAAGACUAAUGAGUUGGUGAUGAGUUUAGAGGACGAUGAAAAGCUCAUUCUGCAAAAAGGACAAACCUUACAAGCUGCUGGCAUUGCAAAUGAAACAGAAGUGGCCUUCUUCAGGAAGGAAGAUUAUGGUCUCUUCAAAGCAAAUCCCCAAACUGCUUGGUAACCACUACUUUAUGUUCUUUAUUUCAAUAAGUCUGCCACAAACAAAUAGGAAAUUCAGAAUGGAAUCAUCAUGUUUACUUUGUGGGGUUGUUUUUAAAAGGUUCUGGCAUGCUCUAUUAUGUACAAUUCUUUUUUUCUUCUCAUGGUGUCCAUGGACAUUAUUUUCUGAUGUUUUAAAAAUGUGCUGAAUAAAGUUAUCUGACAGAU